GUGCUAUUUCCUCAUAUGGGCAUGCCUCAAAAUCCGAGCUUGAGGCUUUUUCCUCUGAGAAUGGAAGAAAGAAGAAGAUGAAGCAGGGGAUUCGGAGUUUUGGAACAACCAGAUGGAUUGGGGUAUAGGCCAUGUUUGGAUUUCAACAAAGAGUUCAAAAGAGAAAGUGAAAGGAUUGUGAAGGAAAAGAGAAAGUAUUUGAUGGUUGUGGUUGCUGGAGGACUGAAUCAACAGAGGAAUCAGAUUGUGGAUGCUGUUGUAAUUGCUAGAAUUCUUGGGGCCGCUUUGGUUGUCCCUAUUUUGCAGGUCAACGUCAUUUGGGGCGACGAAAGUGAAUUUGGGGAAAUAUUUGAUUUGGAACACUUCAAGAGAGUUCUUAGGGACGAAGUGAGAGUGGUAUCAGCAUUGCCUUCAACGCACCUCAUGACAAGGCCUGUGGAGGCAAGCCCUCCUCUUCAUGUCACUCCUGCUUGGAUCCGUUCUCGUUAUCUCAAAAGGCUCAAAAGAGAAGGUGUUUUGCUCUUACGUGGCUUGGAUUCUAGGCUGUCCAAGGAUCUUCCUCCCGAUCUUCAGAAACUUCGAUGCAAGGUUGCUUUUCACGCACUAAAGUUUGCAAAACCAGUGGAGGAAAUUGGGAACAAGAUUGCAGAGAGAAUGAGGAGAAAUGGACCCUACAUAGCUCUGCAUCUGAGAAUGGAAAAGGAUGUGUGGGUGAGAACAGGAUGCCUGCCAGGUCUCCAGCCACAGUAUGAUGAGAUUAUCUACAAUGAAAGGAUGCAGCGCCCAGAGCUCUUAACUGCAAGAUCAAACAUGACUUAUCAUCAGAGGAAACUGGCCGGCCUCUGUCCCUUGAAUGCCAUGGAGGUUUCCAGGCUGCUGAAAGCUCUAGGAGCUUCAAAAAGCGCGAGAAUUUACUGGGCUGGAGGGCAACCGCUGGGUGGAAAAGAAGCAUUGCUUCCUAUAAUUAGAGAGUUUCCACACUUUUACAAUAAAGAAGAUCUCGCCUUGCCAGGAGAACUAGAGCCUUUCAGAAACAAGGCUUCUCUAAUGGCUGCCAUAGAUUACAUAGUCUCUGAUAAGAGUGAUGUUUUCAUGCCUUCUCACGGAGGAAACAUGGGCCACGCACUUCAGGGCCACCGAGCUUAUGCAGGGCACAAGAAAUACAUAACCCCAAACAAAAGACAAAUGCUUCAUUACUUUAUGAAUUCUUCUCUCCCAGAAGCAGAGUUCAACAGAAUCAUCAAGGAAUUGCACAAAGACUCAUUAGGGCAGCCUGAACUCAGAACAAGCAAGGCUCAAAGGGAUGUCACCAAAUAUCCUGUCCCAGAGUGCAUGUGCAAUGAUUCACAUGCACCUUCCUUCAUAUAACUCAACGUCAUAGGCUCUGGGCUGAUUACUCGACAGAAAUAGUGAAUGCUCCUGACACGGGAGUUGGCUCUAGUUUUGGUUGGUCCUAUUAUUUUUGGAAAGCAACUUGGGAGAUUUGUAGGGAAACUCUCACCGCAGGUGCACUCACGUCAUUCCUUAAACAUACUAAAUUAUCAUUCCUUAAUUCUUUA
Neltuma alba is the source of this 1559-nucleotide messenger RNA. RefSeq names its product O-fucosyltransferase 20. Gene Ontology annotation, cellular component: cytoplasm. Lineage: Eukaryota; Viridiplantae; Streptophyta; Magnoliopsida; Fabales; Fabaceae. The record is from RefSeq and is a predicted model, not a curated record. Bases 202 to 1368 code for a protein of 388 amino acids. The transcript is spliced from 6 exons.